Molecule: messenger RNA, 1347 nt
Organism: Scaptodrosophila lebanonensis
Lineage: Eukaryota; Metazoa; Arthropoda; Insecta; Diptera; Drosophilidae
Gene: Grl62b
Exons: 3
Coding region: 1-1347 (448 amino acids)
Source: RefSeq, a predicted model, not a curated record
AUGGCGGCAAGUCGCAAGCGAACCACGCAACACACAAGUGCUACGGCCGACGGCUUCUGCCUGUGCCAUUUGAAGAGCUUCUGGUACCAUCUGGGUCGACUGGGUCUCUAUUUGGGUUACUAUAAUGUGAGCUAUGCGGAAAGCCAGCAACGUUUUGUCUGCGACGAACAGUUAUAUGUCCAUCUGGUUGCAAUCGUUAAUCUCUUCUGCAGCGUUGCAUAUUUGUGGUUAAGCCAGCACUGGAUAUACGAUAGUCUGAUCUUCUUGCUCUACGUCCCGCUCUAUAUUUACUUCCUUCUGUUGCGCCAGCACCUGACGCGACUCCUGAACGAGGGCGCUGCUAUUCAUGGCGCCUUGGAGCAGACUUUGGGGGAGCUGCUAUGUGUUCGCAUCAGGAAGGCGACCGUAUUGAUGUUGUUGGUGCCGGCGUUGCAGUUGCUGCUGCUUAUGUGGCAGGCGCAAAUGUACUACUGCUACCAGAUAGCUGCCAUUGCUGGUGCCGCAAUCAUCUACCACAUGAUGCUAAUGUUCUUGGCCAAUUACCUAAUCUGGUUGGCCUGCAUUUAUCGAGCGUUGAGCAUAUUUCUGGCCCAGCACAUGAACUGCACCCGUUUGGAGGAGCUGCGACAGAUUUUGCGUCAGCAGCCAUUUAUUGAGAGCCUGCAUUUGCGCGUCUGUCGAAGCUUUGCGCUGCAUCUGCUCAGCUUUUUGACUUUAUUGGCGGUACGCAUCUGGCAACUGCUGGAACCCCAUUUUGGCUGGCCGAGCAGGCAAGGAACCAUUUUGCAUUUGCGCACCGAUCGCAUGUUGCUCUGCCAUCUGACACUACUUGUCUUUCAUCUCAUCACGUUGAUGGUGAUUGCUCACGAUUUGCAACGCCAGCGUUGGCGCUUUGAACGCAACUUCCUGCAUUUGGCUGAUGAGCCCAAAUACUUCGUUUUAAAGUCGUGGCGGCUUCUCAAGCAUAAUGUAAUCGCACAGCCAUUUGGAGUACCCUUGAUGAGGAUUGUUCCACGACGACGAGCUAAGCAACGCAGACGUGACAUUAUCCAUUUGCUGUUCUCGACCAAUUUUUGUGUAACCAGCUUGUGUAGAGCUCCUUUGGUUAUAGUGGUGCUGGGAAAGUUCAGCCGAUGUUACGAGCUGCGCCUUAGUCUGCCGCUGCUUAUGAAGAGUCUUAUAAAGUUAACAAUAUUGUUACUGUUAUCGCUUUAUCAACGGCUCAUACUGUACUCGCACAUAAAGGUGGAUUUCUACAGUUCCUAUGCACACAAUGAUUUCGACGUCAAUGUGACAAAGUCGUUAAGUCAGGUCUAUCGAUUUUAUUACUAUGACGAAAUGGAGUGA